This is a messenger RNA of Olea europaea var. sylvestris, 1353 nucleotides long. RefSeq lists its product as uncharacterized. NCBI's taxonomy places the organism in Eukaryota, Viridiplantae, Streptophyta, Magnoliopsida, Lamiales, Oleaceae. The transcript is spliced from 3 exons. Bases 487 to 807 code for a protein of 106 amino acids. The record is from RefSeq and is a predicted model, not a curated record.
UUUAUUUUCUCUUCCCACCACAACCAGCCGACGAUGUUGUUCGAGAUUCGGUCGCUAUUAUUUUCCUCCGUCAACUAGCGUUUUCCAUAGCACGUAGUUAGUUUCUCCUUCUGACUGGGAGUUUGUUUCCUCGUUGAUGACGAUUUUUGUUGUACAACUCAGACGACGAUGGCACCUAUCCGCUAGUUCCAUCUUUGAUCGCUCACACCAUGGAUCCAUAUGUCUCCCCAGGGUGAUAACGUACCGAAUUCGUCCACCUCCAAAACUCUUCCCAGCCAGACCUAAGCUGCGCGCAAGAACGUUCACUGGAAUCGACAUGAGAACCAAAUUUUCAUUGCCGCUUGUGAGAAGGUGAUCGCUGACGGUCACCGUAAUGGAAAGUAUUUCACGAAACAAGGAUGGGAUCAAGUCAUCCAGCUGUUCAACUCCAACUCCGGUCAUUGUUGGACGAAGCAGCAGCUUAAGAAUCAUUGGGACGGUCUUCGGAUGAAGUACAAACAUCUGCGCGAGUUGCUGAACAGCACUGGUGUCGAGUAUAUCUCCCAUACGGGAACAAUUAAUGGACCCGACGAGUGGUGGGAGAGAAAGAUUCAGGAAAACAAGGAUUAUAGAGAAUUCAGAGACAAAGACUGCAGAGAGGUGUACAGCUACAAAGUGCUGCUCGAGGACGCCUACGACAGCGAUAAGUAUGCGAUAACACCCUCGACCAUGUGCAAGACAAGCUUCUCCAUGUUCGAAGAUAGUCGACACGAGGACCUGCAGGAUAGUCAGCCGCUCGACGAGGAGGGCAGUGCGUCAAGUGAUUAGGGCGAGAGGACAUAUCCUGUCGCGUCCAGCAUCGACGUCUCAAGGCCGCAAAGUGGUGACAAACGUACGCAUGGCGGUAGGAACAAAAAGGAGAAGAGAGCAAAAGUUUCCGCGACGAGCUUAUCAGACUCUGUUAACCUUGCUAUCGCUGCAAGUGCAAAAAUAGCAGCUAAAAUCAACAGCCUGGUCAGUCCCGAUGUGCCGGACGCGAACACGCUCAUGAAAGAGUACGGGCCGAUUGUAGAAAAAACUGAUAUGUACUUUUGGAUGUUGACGUUCUUAUCACAGAGGCCGAACAGGGAGAUACUUGCAAUGCAAGAAGAUGCGAAUGACAAAUUAGACUAGGUCGAGUGGAGGCAGGAGUAAAGGCAAGCCCACCCGAAGUGAAAGCUGUUGCUCGGUCAGUUUUCCCAUUAACGCCGUAUUAUGUACCGUUUGUUCUGGUUUUUUUCCUUUUUCUUUUUAUGUGCCAUGUGUAUGACUACUGUGUUGUAAUGUACUAUUGUACUAAUAUCUUUUAGCUUUUUUGCAAAUGUCCUGUUAUAU